CCUUCCCACCACGCCAGGCCCUGCAGACGGAGCUUCCAGGCGGGACGGAGCUAGCGGCCUGACCACUUGUGCCUGGGAAGCCAGCUUCCUCUCUGUCCCUGGGCCAUUGGCAUGCGUCUGCCUUGCACGGCCAGGGGCUCACAGCUGUCCCUGCUGGUCCCCGCUGCAGGCGUUCGGACUUGCUUUCUCAGCCCAGAAUGCAGGCUGAAAAAUGCAGGACAAGUAGCAGAAAUGUCAAGAAAGAGCUGGUGAUUGAUUCUCCCCUACAGCACAAGGAUGCAGCUCAGGGCGAAGUGGAGACGGAGAGCCCAGCUCCAGUGUUGGCAAAACCAAAGCUAAUUGAACCACUCGACUAUGAAAAUGUCAUUGUUCAGAAGAAGACGCAAAUCUUGAACGACUGUCUGAGGGAGAUGUUGCUUUUUCCUUAUGACGACUUUCAGACUGCCAUUCUGAGACGACAGGGUCGAUACAUCUGCUCCACAGUUCCUGCCAAUGCAGAACAGGAAGCGCAGAGCUUAUUUGUUACCGAGUGCAUCAAAACCUAUAACUCUGAUUGGCAUCUUGUGAAUUAUAAAUAUGAAGAUUACUCAGGAGAGUUUCGGCAGCUUCCAAACAAAGUGGUGAAGUUGGAUAAGCUUCCAGUUCACGUUUAUGAAGUUGAUGAGGAAGUCGACAAAGAUGAGGAUGCUGCCUCCCUGGGUUCUCAGAAAGGUGGGAUCACCAAGCACGGUUGGCUGUACAAAGGCAACAUGAACAGCGCAAUCAGCGUCACCAUGAGGUCAUUUAAAAGACGGUUUUUCCACCUGAUUCAACUUGGUGAUGGAUCCUAUAACUUGAAUUUUUAUAAAGAUGAAAAGAUCUCCAAGGAACCAAAAGGUUCGAUAUUUCUGGAUUCCUGCAUGGGCGUUGUUCAGAACAACAAAGUCAGGCGCUUUGCUUUUGAACUUAAGAUGCAAGACAAAAGUAGUUAUCUGUUGGCAGCAGACAGCGAAAUGGAAAUGGAAGAAUGGAUCACAACUUUAAACAAGAUUCUUCAGCUCAACUUUGAAGCUGCAAUGCAAGAAAAGCGAAAUGGAGACUCUCAUGAAGAUGACGAACAGAGCAAAUUGGAAGGUUCUGGUUCCGGUUUAGACAGCUACCUGCCUGAACUUGCCAAGAGUACCAGAGAAGCAGAAAUCAAACUGAAAAGCGAAAGCAGGGUUAAACUUUUUUACUUGGACCCAGAUGCCCAGAAGCUUGACUAUUCUUUAGCUGAGCCAGACGUGAAGCCAUUUGAAGAGAAGUUUGGAAAGCGUAUUCUUGUCAGAUGCAAUGAUUUGUCUUUCAAUUUGCAAUGUUGUGUUGCUGAAAAUGAAGAAGGACCCACUACAAAUGUGGAACCUUUCUUUGUUACUUUAUCCCUGUUUGACAUAAAGUACAACCAAAAGAUUUCUGCUGAUUUCCAUGUGGACCUGAACCAUUUCUCGGUGAGGCAGAUGCUGGCUGCCACAUCCCCGGCCUUGAUGAAUGGCAAUGGGCAGAGCUCACCUGCGCUGCAGUUCAUCCUUCAGGAAGCCGUCAUGCAAUACCCCAAGCAGGGAAUCUUUUCAGUCACAUGUCCUCACCCAGAUAUAUUUCUUGUGGCCCGAAUUGAGAAAGUACUGCAGGGAAGCAUUACACACUGUGCGGAGCCAUACAUGAAAAGUUCAGAUUCCUCGAAGGUUGCCCAGAAAGUUCUGAAGAAUGCCAAGCAAGCAUGCCAAAGACUAGGCCAGUACAGAAUGCCAUUCGCUUGGGCAGCCAGGACCUUGUUCAAGGAUGCAUCUGGAAACCUUGACAAAAGCGCCAGAUUUUCUGCUCUCUACAAGCAAGAUAGCAAUAAGCUCUCAAAUGAUGACAUGCUGAAGUUACUGGCUGACUUUCGGAAACCUGAGAAGAUGGCUAAACUCCCAGUGAUUUUGGGCAAUCUCGACAUUACCAUUGACAAUGUUUCCUCAGACCUGCCCAAUUAUGUUAAUUCAUCAUACAUUCCCAUGAAGCAGUUUGAAACCUGCACUAAGAUUCCAAUCACAUUUGAAGUAGAGGAAUUUGUACCUUGCAUACCAAAGCACACCCAGCCUUACACCAUCUACAACAGCCACCUUUAUGUGUAUCCUAAGUACUUGAAAUAUGACAGUCAGAAGUCGUUUGCCAAGGCUAGAAAUAUUGCUGUGUGCAUCGAAUUCAAAGAUUCAGAUGAAGAAGAUGCUCUGCCUCUCAAGUGUAUUUACGGCAGACCUGGUGGGCCUGUAUUCGUGAGAAGCGCAUUGGCUGCGGUUUUACACCAUCACCAAAACCCAGAAUUUUAUGAUGAGAUUAAAAUAGAAUUACCCACCCAGCUACAUGAAAAACACCACUUGUUGUUCACAUUCUUCCAUGUCAGUUGUGAUCAUUCAAGUAAAGGAAGCACAAAAAAGAAAGAUGUUGUCGAAACACAAGUUGGAUACUCCUGGCUUCCUCUUCUAAAAGACGGACGGGUGGUAACUAACGAGCAGUACAUCCCUGUGUCAGUGACUCUCCCGUCGGGCUACCUCGGCUACCAGGAAAUUGGGAUGGGCAGGCAUUAUGGUCCAGAAAUUAAAUGGGUAGAUGGAGGCAAGCCACUAUUGAAAGUUUCGACUCAUCUGGUUUCCACAGUGUAUACUCAGGAUCAGCAUUUACAUAAUUUUUUCCAGUACUGUCAGAAAACAGAAUCUGGAGCCCAGGCCUUAGGAAAUGAACUUGUGAAAUACCUUAAGAGUCUCCAUGCGAUGGAAGGCCACGUGAUGAUUGCCUUCUUGCCCACCAUCCUGAACCAGCUAUUCCGAGUCCUCACCCGAGCCACCCAGGAGGAAGUUGCAGUCAAUGUGACGCGGGUCAUUAUUCACGUGGUUGCCCAGUGCCAUGAGGAAGGAUUGGAGAGCCACUUGAGGUCAUAUGUUAAGUAUGCAUACAAAGCUGAGCCGUAUGUCGCCUCUGAGUAUAAGACAGUGCACGAAGAGCUGACCAAAUCCAUGACCACGAUUCUCAAGCCUUCUGCCGAUUUCCUCACCAGCAACAAACUCCUUAAGUAUUCGUGGUUUUUCUUUGAUGUUUUAAUAAAAUCCAUGGCUCAGCAUUUGAUCGAGAACUCCAAAGUUAAGCUGUUACGAAACCAGAGGUUUCCUGCUUCCUAUCAUCAUGCAGUGGAGACAGUUGUUAACAUGCUAAUGCCACACAUCACUCAGAAGUUUAGAGAUAACCCAGAGGCCUCUAAGAAUGCAAACCAUAGCCUUGCUGGCUUCAUCAAGAGAUGCUUCACCUUUAUGGACAGGGGCUUUGUUUUUAAGCAGAUCAACAACUACAUCAGCUGCUUUGCUCCUGGGGAUCCAAAGACACUUUUUGAAUACAAAUUUGAAUUUCUACGAGUGGUGUGCAAUCAUGAACAUUACAUCCCUUUGAAUUUACCCAUGCCAUUUGGAAAGGGCCGGAUUCAGAGAUACCAAGAUCUCCAGCUGGAUUACUCACUGACUGAUGAGUUCUGCAGGAACCACUUCUUGGUGGGACUGUUGCUGAGGGAGGUGGGGGCCGCCCUCCAGGAGUUUCGAGAAGUCCGCCUGAUCGCCAUUAGUGUACUCAAGAACCUGCUCAUAAAGCAUUCUUUUGAUGACAGAUACGCUUCGAGGAGCCAUCAAGCGAGGAUCGCCACUCUCUACCUACCUCUGUUUGGUCUGCUUAUUGAAAACGUCCAGCGGAUCAAUGUGAGGGACGUGUCCCCCUUCCCUGUGAACCCCGGCAGUACUGUGAAGGAUGAAUCACUUAACUUGCCAACUGUGAAUCCAUUAGUGACGCCGCAGAAGUCGGGCAACACGUUGGACAACAACCUGCACAAAGACCUCUUUGGUGCUAUCUCUGGCAUCGCUUCUCCAUAUACGACUUCAACUCCAAAUAUCAGUAAUGUGAGGAACACUGACUCCAGAGGUUCACUCAUCAGCACGGAUUCGGGCAACAGCCUUCCUGAAAGGAACAAUGAGAAAUGCAACUCCCUAGAUAAGCACCACCAGAGUGGCACUUUGGGAAAUUCUGUGGUUCGCUGCGACAAACUUGACCAGUCUGAGAUUAAGAGCCUGCUGAUGUGUUUCCUUUACAUCUUAAAAAGCAUGUCUGAUGAUGCGUUAUUUACGUAUUGGAACAAGGCCUCAACAUCUGAGCUUAUGGAUUUUUUUACGAUAUCAGAAGUCUGCUUGCAUCAGUUCCAGUACAUGGGAAAGCGAUACAUAGCCAGGAACCAGGAGGGGUUGGGCCCCAUAGUUCAUGAUCGAAAGUCUCAGACAUUGCCUGUUUCCCGUAACAGAACAGGAAUGAUGCAUGCCAGAUUGCAGCAGCUGGGCAGCCUGGAUAACUCUCUCACUUUUCACCACAGUUACGGUCAUUCAGACGCGGAUGUUCUUCACCAGUCCUUACUAGAAGCCAACAUUGCUACUGAGGUUUGCCUUACGGCUCUCGACACACUCUCUCUGUUUACGUUGGCAUUUAAGAACCAGCUCCUGGCGGACUAUGGGCACAAUCCUCUCAUGAAAAAAGUUUUUGAUGUUUACCUGUGUUUUCUUCAAAAACACCAAUCUGAAACUGCUCUAAAGAAUGUUUUCACUGCCUUAAGGUCAUUAAUUUAUAAGUUUCCCUCGACGUUUUAUGAAGGGAGAGCAGACAUGUGUGCUGCCCUGUGCUACGAGAUUCUCAAAUGCUGCAACUCCAAGCUGAGCUCCAUCCGAGCCGAUGCCUCACAGCUGCUCUACUUCCUCAUGAGGAAUAACUUUGACUACACUGGAAAGAAGUCUUUUGUGCGGACACAUUUGCAGGUCAUCAUUUCUGUCAGCCAGCUGAUAGCAGACGUGGUUGGGAUUGGGGGCACCAGAUUCCAGCAGUCCUUGUCCAUCAUCAACAACUGUGCCAACAGUGACAGACUCAUUAAGCAUACCAGCUUUUCUUCUGAUGUGAAGGAUUUGACCAAAAGGAUCCGCACAGUCCUGAUGGCCACUGCGCAGAUGAAGGAGCAUGAGAAUGACCCGGAGAUGCUGGUGGAUCUCCAGUACAGCUUGGCCAAGUCCUACGCAAGCACCCCCGAGCUCAGGAAGACGUGGCUCGACAGCAUGGCCAGAAUCCACGUCAAAAACGGGGAUCUCUCGGAGGCAGCAAUGUGCUAUGUCCAUGUAACAGCCCUGGUGGCAGAGUACCUCACGCGGAAAGGCAUGUUUAGACAAGGCUGUGUAGCCUUCAGAGUGAUUACCCCAAACAUCGAUGAGGAGGCUUCUAUGAUGGAAGAUGUCGGCAUGCAGGAUGUCCAUUUCAACGAGGAUGUGCUGAUGGAGCUCCUAGAACAGUGUGCAGACGGGCUCUGGAAGGCCGAGCGCUUCGAGCUGAUCGCCGACAUCUACAAACUCAUCAUCCCCCUUUACGAGAAGCAGAGGGAUUUCGAGAGGCUGGCCCAUCUGUACGACACACUGCACCGGGCCUACAGCAAGGUGACCGAGGUCAUGCUCUCAGGCCGCAGGCUCCUGGGUACCUACUUCCGAGUGGCCUUCUUCGGGCAGGGAUUCUUUGAAGAUGAAGAUGGGAAGGAGUAUAUUUACAAAGAACCCAAACUCACACCUCUAUCAGAAAUUUCUCAAAGACUCCUUAAACUUUACUCGGAUAAGUUUGGUCCUGAAAAUGUGAAAAUGAUACAGGAUUCUGGCAAGGUCAACCCUAAGGAUCUGGAUUCCAAGUAUGCGUAUAUCCAGGUGACCCACGUGACCCCAUUCUUUGAUGAAAAAGAACUGCAAGAAAGGAAAACGGACUUUGAGAGGUCACACAACAUCCGGCGCUUCAUGUUUGAGAUGCCCUUCACGCAGACAGGAAAGAGACAGGGCGGCGUGGAGGAGCAAUGCAAGCGGCGCACAGUGCUCACAGCAAUACACUGCUUCCCGUAUGUGAAGAAGCGGAUACCUGUCAUGUACCAGCACCACACGGACCUGAACCCCAUCGAGGUGGCCAUUGACGAGAUGAGCAAGAAGGUGGCCGAGCUACGGCAGCUGUGCGCCUCGGCUGAGGUGGACAUGAUCAAACUGCAGCUCAAGCUCCAGGGCAGUGUGAGCGUCCAGGUCAAUGCUGGUCCGCUGGCAUACGCCCGAGCUUUCUUAGAUGACACAAACACAAAACGAUACCCUGACAAUAAAGUGAAGUUGCUGAAAGAAGUUUUCAGACAAUUCGUGGAAGCAUGUGGUCAAGCCUUAGCAGUAAAUGAACGUCUGAUUAAAGAGGACCAACUAGAGUAUCAGGAAGAAAUGAAGGCCAACUACAGGGAAAUGGCAAAAGAGCUUUCUGAAAUUAUGCACGAGCAGAUCUACCCUCUGGAGGAGAAGUCAAACGUCCUACCGAACUCCCUUCACAUCUUCAAUGCCAUCAGUGGGACUCCAACGAGCACAAUGGUUCAUGGGAUGACCAGCUCAUCUUCGGUGGUGUGAUCACGCCUCCUGGACUCACUUGAUCGUUUGCAAACUCAGGCUGAUUUCCAAAG
Chrysochloris asiatica (Cape golden mole) is the source of this 6532-nucleotide messenger RNA. It is a transcript of the gene DOCK9, whose product is annotated as dedicator of cytokinesis 9. Lineage: Eukaryota; Metazoa; Chordata; Mammalia; Afrosoricida; Chrysochloridae. The record is from RefSeq and is a predicted model, not a curated record. The coding region runs from base 198 to 6479 and encodes 2093 amino acids. Gene Ontology annotation, biological process: positive regulation of GTPase activity; small GTPase-mediated signal transduction. Gene Ontology annotation, molecular function: guanyl-nucleotide exchange factor activity. The transcript has 53 exons.